This is a messenger RNA of Cylindrotheca closterium, 1194 nucleotides long. Lineage: Eukaryota; Bacillariophyta; Bacillariophyceae; Bacillariales; Bacillariaceae. The record is from the annotation of a GenBank genome assembly.
AUGGGCUCAUACAGCAGCCAUCAUUCAAGAAAUUCGAAACAAAACUACUACCAUGGAGCAAACAAUGGCAUGUCAAUUCUUCGCAGCAUGUCCAACACAGAAACAAAGAACAACAAGAAUAAGAAGAAAACUUCCAAGAGAAAGCUAUCCAAGGACAUGAUUCAACUACGAGUUGAUAACGCACACGUCCAAGUCGGUGAUACCAUAACUGGAUCUAUUGAAAUGACGGAGGAUGCUCCAACAACCCUGGUCAAAUUGGUCUUUGAAGCGAUCGAGUACACUGUCGUGGCGUUGACGCAAACAAGAGAUAACCACAUGGGACUAGAAUAUCUGGAAAAACAUACCUCGGAAACCAACGUCCUGACGAGCCAACAAGUCUUGGUGGACGUAGCGGAAGCACCCGACAGAAGACAAACAUUUUCGUUUGUCAUUCCCAAGGGACUCCCCGGAACCAUGCGUUGCAUAUUGGAUGGAUCCGAUCCAAUCUUACCAUCUCAAUACAAAACUUCCUACACGAUAACCGCAUUUGCGUUCAAGAAUACGUCCAAGGCACACGUCAGCCAAUCCAUUACAGUGUCCCCUCCAUCGCGGCAAGAAAUUCCAUUGGAUUCGUCCACCCUGUCCGUUUCGGUCAUUAAUCCAGUAAAAUCCAUCGCCAGCACUUUCUUUCAAUGUGGAAGUACCAGCACAGUGUAUGAUGACAACGACGACUAUGGUGUCAAUAGGGCGGUUGCCUCCAAGAAGAAGGGAACAACCGAAAUCGAGGAGCACGACGAACAAGAGGUCUUUUUGGACAAGAGCCAUCAACUAUUUUCACUAAAGUGUCAACUCCCACUACAACCACACGACAAGUAUUGCUUUGCGGUAGGACAAGUACUAUGUGUGAACGUCACAGAUUGGUUGGGUCGUCAACUGUCGGGGGUAUGGAUGAUCCAACUCAUUCAAGAAGUGACCUGGUUGGCCAAAGGCCGCAGAGCCACAUCGGUUUCCAAAUGGAAUUUGUUUGCCAACCACCACGAGUUGCCUACCAGCUUGGAGCGGUCCUUUGAUGGACAAGCCUCCAAGCUCUCCAUCCAACAUUCCCUGGUCGUAUUCUUGGCCACGGACGAAGAAGACCCGUCCAGAGAAGUCAUGGCGUGCAGUGAAGCAUUUCCAAUUGUCAUUGUCUCCAACACACGUGGAUGGGAUGCCUAG